AUGUCCGGCAACAUUAAGCAAUUUAAACCGGUUAUUAUAACCUAUAGGGAAAAGUUUACUAAAAACUUUGGCGAGUACUUUAACCGCUUCGCUUUUAACGGCAAAAUCUCGGCUUUCGCCUUCAUUUCCGGCACUAGCAUGCCCGCUUGGCGAUAG
This is a messenger RNA of Gaeumannomyces tritici R3-111a-1, 156 nucleotides long. RefSeq lists its product as hypothetical. Bases 1 to 156 code for a protein of 51 amino acids. NCBI's taxonomy places the organism in Eukaryota, Fungi, Ascomycota, Sordariomycetes, Magnaporthales, Magnaporthaceae. The record is from RefSeq and is a predicted model, not a curated record. The transcript has a single exon.